AUGGUGUGGGUCAGUGACUCUUUAGCAGCUUCAGCAUACAGCUCCUUACAGUCUCCAGAGAACUUGAAAGAUGAAGGUGUCCACAUCACCCAUGUGGAGAAGGAUUUUGUUGCUUUCUGCUCCUCAGGCCUAUACCAACAACUGAUUAACAAGAGAAGACUGUUUAUUCGUUCAGUGGGCCAUGGUACAAUAAAUGCUUUGCUGGAUGAUCUAUUACAAGACAAGGUGAUUAACCAGGAGGAGAUGUGCAAAGUGAAAGACGAAAAUCACACAGUCAUGGAUAGGGCUCGAGUCUUGAUUGACCUUAUUAUUGGGAAAGGAAGGCAUGCCUGCUGGAAAUUUAUUCAGCAUCUCAAAGAAGAAGACCCUGAACUUGCAUGUAAGAUGGGGGUCCAUCUUUGCUAAGAAUGAAGAUGGGACCUCUGGUGGACUACCUAGAAUUCUAGCAUUUUCUCAUGACACUUCAAGGAGUGAAGGUGUUAGUUAUUAUGGGAGAAAAGAGUUUCCUUCUAUCAUAGACAAUUAAUGUCUCCAGUGGUCAUCUAUUUUAAAUAAAU
Molecule: messenger RNA, 557 nt
Organism: Molossus molossus (Pallas's mastiff bat)
Lineage: Eukaryota; Metazoa; Chordata; Mammalia; Chiroptera; Molossidae
Gene: CARD18
Product: caspase recruitment domain family member 18
Exons: 3
Coding region: 1-405 (134 amino acids)
Biological process (GO): regulation of apoptotic process; proteolysis
Cellular component (GO): protein-containing complex
Molecular function (GO): cysteine-type endopeptidase activity; caspase binding
Source: RefSeq, a predicted model, not a curated record